This is a messenger RNA of Jaculus jaculus (lesser Egyptian jerboa), 1751 nucleotides long. RefSeq names its product TAP binding protein like (gene Tapbpl). The record is from RefSeq and is a predicted model, not a curated record. Bases 61 to 1380 code for a protein of 439 amino acids. The transcript has 7 exons. NCBI's taxonomy places the organism in Eukaryota, Metazoa, Chordata, Mammalia, Rodentia, Dipodidae.
UUGGCAGAGAGCCCUCCGGUUCACCAGCAAGGGGCGAGGCGGGGCCCCGGAGCCGUGUCCAUGGGCUGGGGGCACGGCUGGUGUCUGCUGCUGCUCAGCCUGACUGUCCGGGGAGCAGCAAGUGCUGAGGCCCCUGCAGCAGAAAGACAGCAGCAGGCUGCGGACAUAAUCUUGGACUGCUUCUUGGUGACCGAAGACAAGCGUCUCGGAGCUUUAGCCAGCAGUGAGGACAGGGAGAAGGCCUUGCUGGUGCUGAGGCAAGUGCCGGUGCUGGAUGCCGGCUCUCUAGAAGGCAUCGCUGAGUUCCAAGUGACCAAAGAUGAUCCACCCGUUGUCUUCGAGGCCUCAGUGGACCUGGUUCGGAUUCCUGGGGCCGAGGCCCUGCUCCAUGCUGACUGCAGCGGGAAGGGGGUGACCUGUGAGAUCGCCCGCUACUUUCACCAGGCCAGACAAGAGGGCGCCAGUGAGAGCACAGCUCGGUUCAUCACCAACAUGUGGGUGUCUGGAGGGGGGCCCAGUGUCUCCAUGGUGAUGGAGACUGUUGGGAAUACUGAGAGUGGAGCUGUCUGGCACUCCAUGCUGAACCUACCCCUGAGCCCGCAGGGGACUGUGCGGACUUCAGUGGUGUUCCAGGUGACGACGCAGACCCAAUCCAUGAAUCGCCUGCUGGGGUCACCCGCCUCCCUGCCCUGUGCCUUCUCCAUGGCGCCAGGCCUGGACCUCAAGGGUGUAGAGUGGCGACUGCAGCAUCAGGGCACUGGCCAGCUGCUCUACAGCUGGAAGAUGGGGCAGGGGCAAGCCAGGAGGGCGGGCGCCACCCUGGAGCCAGAGCAGCUACUUCAGGCUGGCAAUGCUUCCCUCUUCGUACCUAGCCUCACUUUAAAGGACGAGGGAGCCUACAUCUGCCAGAUCACCACCUCUCUGUACCAAGCCCAACAAAUCACCCAGCUGAGCAUCCAAGCUCCCCCCAAAGUCCGAGUCCGCUUGGCAAAUGAGGCUGUGCCGCCCACCCUCGUCUGCGACGCUGCUGGCUACUAUCCUCUGGAUGUGGCGGUGACAUGGACCCGGGAGGAGCCCAGUGGAGUCCCAGCCCCCGUCUCUGGCGCCUCCUUCUCCAGCCUCAGGCAAAGCGUGGCGGGCACCUACAGCAUCUCAUCCUCCCUGACAGCUGAGCCUGGCCCUGCCGGCGCCACUUACAUCUGCCACGUCACCCACGUCUCUCUGGAGGAGCCUCUGAGGGCCAGCAUGCGAGUUGUCCCCCACACAGAGUGGAGAAGGGCCUUUGGAGUCAUGCUGGCCAGCAGCCUCUUUCUUCUGGCGCUGUUGUUCCUGGGGCUUCAAAGGCAGCACGCUUCCUCAAGAUCUGCAAAGGCUGAAUAGACAUCUUCCUGCCUCCAAGUCAAGAGCAGAGUUGUCGGGCUGGAGAGACAGCUCAGAGGUGAAGAUGCUUGCCUCCGAAGCCUAAGGACCCAGGUUCAAUUCCCCAGUUACCACAUAAAGCCAGACACACAACACAGCAUUCAUCUGCAGUGGCUAGAGGCCCUGGCGAGCCCAUUCUCUCCCUCUUCCCACACCUGUCUCUCUCUGUGAUUGGAAAUAAAUAUGUGUUGUUUUGUUCCUUAAAAGUAGAAAGGUCAGCCUGGCACAGUGGCACACACCUUUAAUCCCACCACUUGGAAGGCAGAGGUAGGAGGAUCACUGUGAGUUUAAGGCCAGCCUGGGCUAGAGUGAGAUCCUACCUGGAAAUAAAA